Messenger RNA from Solea solea (common sole), 1754 nucleotides. It is a transcript of the gene lmo1, whose product is annotated as LIM domain only 1. Gene Ontology annotation, cellular component: nucleus. The transcript has 4 exons. The coding region runs from base 678 to 1145 and encodes 155 amino acids. Gene Ontology annotation, biological process: positive regulation of transcription by RNA polymerase II. The record is from RefSeq and is a predicted model, not a curated record. Gene Ontology annotation, molecular function: transcription coactivator activity; DNA-binding transcription factor binding. NCBI's taxonomy places the organism in Eukaryota, Metazoa, Chordata, Actinopteri, Pleuronectiformes, Soleidae.
GAGAGAGAGAGAGAGAGAGAGAGAGAGAGAGGGAGGCGCGAGUUCGCUUUUAGCAGUUGUCACAUUUGCAAUUGGAUUUUUUGUUUGAAUUUAGUUGCUUGUUUGGGAGCAAAUGAGAAGGAGAAGGAGAGGAUAUUAUUAUUAAAGAGCGAGGGGGAGCUCAGCCGCUUCAGUCUGAGCGUCUGAUCCGUCCGUGCAGGGAGCGCUGACUCCACACACACACACACACACACACACAUUCACUCUCACACGCUCGCACGCAGGCGACACUUACGUUUAUUACGUCUUUCAUUCCCGUGUUUCUUUCGCAUGGAAUUUAAUCAAAAGCAACCGACGCUGUUUGACGCGAUUUAUUUACAGUUGGGCUUGGAUGCGGGAUCUCGCCGCGUCUGCCGGAGAACAUCCCGUGUUUGAAUCCACAGCCGAUUGAUAGGAGAAGACGAGGGGGGAGAAGAAGAAACGUGCACACGAGCAAUUCAUCUUUUCUUUUUCUUUUUUUUCCCCCCAUUUUUGUGGAGGAGGAGGGGGGGGGGGGGUUUAUCGGGGCUGUAGUGUAGCCGUCAGCCGCGCGCUCCAGAGCCAUUUCCAGGAUAAGCUGUGCGCAGAGCGAGCGGUGCAGCCUGCUGGAGCCGAGCAGCACGGAUCGCCCGGGGAAGGAGUCCUCGUUCCUCAGGACGAUGGUGUUGGACAAGGAAGAGGGUGUGCCGAUGCUCUCCGUCCAGCCCAAAGGAAAACAGAAGGGGUGCGCCGGCUGCAAUCGCAAGAUUAAAGACCGCUACCUGCUCAAGGCCCUGGACAAAUACUGGCACGAGGACUGUCUGAAAUGUGCCUGCUGCGACUGCCGCCUGGGGGAGGUGGGCUCCACCCUCUACACGAAAGCCAACCUCAUCCUCUGUCGCAGGGACUACCUGAGGCUCUUUGGUACGACGGGGAACUGCGCAGCCUGCAGUAAACUGAUCCCAGCCUUUGAAAUGGUGAUGAGAGCCAGAGAUAAUGUUUACCAUUUGGACUGUUUUGCCUGUCAGCUUUGUAACCAGAGGUUCUGCGUGGGGGACAAGUUUUUCCUUAAAAACAACAUGAUUUUGUGUCAAAUGGACUAUGAGGAGGGCCAGCUCAACGGGAGCUUUGACACGCAGGUUCAAUAGUUGGGGGGGGGGGAAACUCACGGGCAGCAACAAUCAGCUCCACACUUUACACACAGGAUGGAUGUUCUGCUGCACUCAAAAAGAGACAAGCGUCCGUCUGCUUGCCUGCAAUACUUUUUAAGACCCCUUUAUCAGUCCCUAAGGACUCUGUUGUAAAUGUUCAACUUUUUGCCCCUCCCACCCCGCCCACCACCCCCCAAACACUGAGCAGUUACAAACGUUGAUGUACAGUUGUGCCUGCUUAGCUGAGCACUGUAUUGCUUGUAUGUUUUUGUGAAACUUGAUUUCAAGGUUUGUUUUUCUUCUCCUUUUAGAAAUGGUUAAUUGGAGGGUAUGUACAGUCUGUUUUCUCUGUAUAUAUAAACUGGAACAUUUAUUUUAUGAAAUGUAAUGCAAUUUUAUUACUAGUGUGAAUUAAAGAUUCAUAAAUGUUCAUAGUGAGUUUUUUCUCUUGUACCAAAACCAAAGUUGUUGGAGGAGGUGAACCCAUGUGUUGAUAUGUAAUCAUGUCUCCAAUAACCGCACUGGUAUAAAAAGCCUUGCAGGAGAAAAAAAAGAAAAGAAAAGAAAAUAUAUUUGAAUUCCUUCUUUAAAACACGAUGCAAUGAA